GCACCACUUACUUGACUGGAGGCCACUGAUAAGUGCCCAAGUCUGUCUCCUUCGGAAUUGGGGGGCAAAAAAUUUAAUUUUGAUAUUUCCAGGAUAUAUAUUUGUAACUUGCAUCUUUGAUGUCCUCUUCCUUUAAGCAUUUUAGGACUUAGGAUCUUAUUACAGGCAUUCCUACAGGAGGAAUCUGUUCUUGACAGGCGAGCCUACCGUAGAAUUCAUCACACAAACUCACUUCGAUACAUGCGAUCAUGAUGAUCAGGAGUGUCCUAAUCUAUACCCUGAUACUCGUCGUGUCUUCUCGCACGCAUGCUCAGCAAUGUCGAAGACGGGUUGUCAAUGAAUAUCAGACGUCGGGUGCUGACGUCAUAAUAGGUGUCAUGCAGAGCUUCUGUUCUACAGAUGGAGUGAGAUGUAUUGGCCCUAUGAUGAAUAAAGAGAUAUAUGAAGCCAUCAAGACAGCUCUCGUAGCCCUGCCAUCAGGCAUGCAAGUGCUAAAUUUUGACAUCGGGUUGGAGCGUUAUGGAUCAUGCGAUAUUCCUCAUCGGGCCGUCGAUGAUGUCACGUACUAUGCCUCUGAGAUCGUAGACCAGGUCAAUAUUUCAUCACAAGGAAUAUAUCCAUGCAUGGACCCUCCAUUUAGACCAGGAUUGAUUGGACCAUAUACAAGUGAUGAGGCUUUGGUGUUAUCCCCGAUACUGUCAAGCGCUGAGGUUCCGACGAUCAGCCAUUCUGCAACCUCCCCUGCACUUAGUGAUAAGAGUGAACAUGGGUCGUUCUUUCGGACUGUCCCAUCUGAUCGCGUCCGAGCACAGGCUAUGGUGGAGUUUUUCGAGAAUUUCGGCUGGUCCUACGUUCAUUUGGUCAACAGCGAAGUGUCAUACGGAAUGACUGGAGCAACAGUAUUCAAGGAAGCAGCGAAAGGGCGUGUUGAUCUGGCUACAUCGAUAGCCAUUCCAUCAAGUGGCGCUGAUUAUGAUGACAUUGUGUCACAGCUUAUCGCGAAUCAAGAUGCAAAAGUUGUUGCAUUCUGGGGAUCGCCUUCGGACCUGUUCAGUCUUCAGACAUCCAUCCAGUCACGAGAUGGCGCUGCUUUGGAUCUUCAGAUAGUUGGUUGUGAUUAUGACAUCCCUGUUGAUAUGUUAUCGGCUAAGGGUUUCUUCAGUAUUUCGGCGGGAGAAUUCUACAAUGCUGAUGUUCAGAACUACCUGACAACGAACAACAUCAAUAUCAAUAACAACAAGCCCGCACCUUAUGUGUCAACCGCCAUUGAUGCCACCCAUGUCUAUGUGGAUGCCCUUCGACGAGCGCAUUCGGACAAGUGCGGAUCCUCCACUCCUGGUAUCUGUGACGUCAUGAAGAUGAUGGGGUCGGGUGAAUUCGUGGAGAUGUACGUCAAGACGGCAGAUUUUACUGGUGUCUCUGGAAGAAGGAUAGCGUUCGAUGAGAACGGGGAUCCAGCCGUUCCCAGCUUCGAGAUUAGGCAACUACAGGUUGAGGGUGCGAGCCUAACGAUCAAGAAGGUUGGUCAAUGGACGGGACCAAGUACUUUGAUGGUGACUGAAAGUGAAAUCAAGUUCUACUCUCAAAAUGGAGAGACAAAUACACCACCUACGUCGGCAUGUAGUAGUCAGUCAUGUACCGUGGUAUAUGAUCACUACGACAUUCUGAACAUUGUUGGGAUAUUCCCCGUUUACGAGUCAGACUGCUCCACCCUGAGCCACCAUCCGGGUAUUGAUCAAGCCGAGGCUGUGCUUUGGGCCAUGGAUCAAGUCAACAAAGACUCCUCCCUCUUGCCAGGCAUGCAGCUAAGACCAAUGCUUGGUGAAUCAUGCAGUUCACCCGACCACGCAGCAUCGGUCACGUACGACUUCGUGAGACAAUUCACUCGCCAACACAACCAGGCCUUUGGGCGUUACAUCAACGAAGAGAAUAUGAGGAAUAAAUAUAUGGCCGGCGUCAUCAGCCGUGUCGAUGACGCUGAAACAGUCGAGAUUGAUCAGGUUCUACAGCCCCUCGGUGUUCCACAUGUCAGCGACUCAGCAAGACUACCAGCCCUUAGCAACAAAGCAGACUAUCCUUAUUUCUCGCGCCUUGUAGCACCAAGUUGUUCCAUGGUUACAGCUAUAGUGGCGUUCCUCAAAGAGCACGAUCUCACCUACGUCCAAGUUUUACAGUCGCGUGAUGGAAUCUAUAACACCACUGCGGCGAAUUUCAUUGAAGAGGCUGAAAAAAAUGGUAUCUGCGUUGCUCAAACCAUCACAUUUGAGCCAAACACCAACUUCAACGGGGUCGUCGAUCGCCUUCUCGCCAAGCCUUCCGCCGACGUCGUCAUCACCUUUGUGAAUAAUGAUGAAACGCAGUUCUUGUUCAGUGCCUUGGAGCGACGUGAUCUUCCUGGAGAGUUCCUGCAGAUGAUUUAUGCAUUCACGGCGGACACCAACUACCUUGAGAGUUCAAACAGAGAUAUUCAUACCGAUUCCAUUACUCUGAGGCGUAAGUCGACUCCGGUGGAUGAUUUCGUUGAUCACUUCAUUUCUUUGACUCCUCAAUCAACAAUGGAAGAAGGACUCUUUGCUGAUUCAGUUCACAACACGUGGUUUGCUGAAUACUGGAUGAAUAAGUUCCAAUGUCAGUUGGGCGGUGCAGAUAUGCCUCAACUGUUCACCACUCCGUGCUCAGGUCAAGAAUCUCUUACACGAAGAGAUGUUUACACCGCAGAAGGUGUCAUUAACGCAGUAUACGUCUACGCUCACGCCCUCACCAACCUCCAUCGUAACAAAUGCCUUGGACCACGUUCAGCCGGGAUCUGUGAUAACAUGCUUACCACAUCACCUCUGGAAUGGGCUAGGUACAUCCGACAAGUCAGCUUCUUGAGCAGAUCUGGUAAUAUGGCCCAAGUGUCCUUUGACGAGAAUGGCAAUGCACCAAGUGCUUUCAACAUAUUGGCAUUGGAUCAUUAUUUGGACAAUAAAGUGCUUGGUACUUUCGAAGAUGACACCGGACUUGUUACGGUCGACAACCGAUUUGCUGUUGGCAGCGGCAAAGAGUCGACGUGCCGAGGAGCUUGUUACGAAUGCUCCGACUCCACAGAGCGUGGUGGGACAUAUCUUCGUAUUCCAGGAGACUUUGACAUUACAGCUGUUCUUUGGUUGAGUGAGGAGGGUGAUGGCGCUAACCUGACAUGCGGAGCGACACGUCCGCAAGAAACUAUGGCCAUAGAAAUCAUCAAACAUGCCUUGGAAGAAAUCAACAAUAGCACCCUCAUUCUUCCGGAUCUUAAACUCGGUCUGACAGUGGUGGACUCAUGCGGACAGUUCUUGGUAACUGCUCGCCAGCUCACAUCCUUGAUAGGCCGAACAGCGUCCAACUUGCCCCCUACUGGACCCAUGAUGGGUGUCCUUGGUCCAGUAAGAGAGUAUCUACAAGGUCACGUGGCUAGUGACGUUACUUCACCUUUCUAUAUUCCGACAAUUGGUUUUACGCCAGCUAGUCCUUCUGUGUUCAGCGAUGAGGGGCCAUAUCCGGCAUCGUCUCUGCUCAGCACUGCACCAGCCUACGAUAACGAAGCCGUGGCGGUCGUUGACAUACUAAAAUAUAAAGGAUGGCAUCACGUGAUCUUUGUCUAUUCACAUUCCUACUACGGCCAUGCAGGCAAUGAUUCUUUCAACAAGGCUGCAAGAGCUAGUGGUAUCUGUGUUCGUGAUAGUAUUGGCAUCGACCUAGACUCGCCACAGAGUGUCCAUAAUGACAUCGUCCAGAUGAUCAGGGAUUAUGGAAUCACCGUCGUCGUCGCUUUCGUCGAAAGUACUGAUGCUCGCAACCUCCUGACUGCUGAGAUGGAAUCUUCACAGGGACCUAGUGAUAAGAUCACUUGGGUAGGUUCUGAUAAAUGGUUCACUGAUCCUGAUGUUGACGUCACAGCUGGACUAGAAAGGGUCGCCCGUGGUGCCAUAGUUGUCACCAAUUACCUAGUUGAUUACAGCCCUCUCAAGGAACAUCUUUCUAAUCUAGACCUAGUCAAAGAGACAGAAGAAAACCACUGGCUUCGUAAUUACGUCACUAAUGAAUUGACCAAUGGCUGCACUUCUUCAGAAUGCAUCGAAUCUGUCGACCUCGGGAAACAGGGUGUGAUUCCUCCUUACGCUCCAACUCUAAUCAACGCGGUUCAUGUACUCGCACAGGCCGUUCACAACAAGAUUCAGAUUCUAUGUGGAAACGGUGCAUUUGUUGGUCAUGUGUACAAGCGGUCCGACUACCCCCGCCUAACUAACGUCUCCGUUCCCCUAUGCCCUGAAUUCUUCGAUGCAUCAUGGCACGAUCUCCUGCAUGCUGUCAAAAAUGUGUAUGUCUUUGAAGGGGCAGGGCGACGUCCUUUCUGGUUUGAGAACCGUCAGGGUCCUGCUGAGUAUUCUAUCAUCAACUUUCAGGGUGAAGGGUCUUCGGGACGCUUCGAGACGAUUGGUGAGUGGAUAAGUGGAGAACUGACCAUGGAAGAUGACAUGACCUACCUCUACAAUGAAGCCGCUAAUCAACCCAUCAGUGCUCCAUCUGAAUGCCCUUCUGUCCUUGCUGAAUGUCCUACACGCGUCCCAGAAGACCAACCUUCUGGAUGGGCAUGGAAUACCAACAUGGAGUCCUGGAGCAUCAUCGUGUUGAUUGUAAUUGCUAUUGUCGGAUUCCUUUGUUUGGCUACCAUUGUUGUCAUCGUUGGGCGACGUGACUCAGCUGUGAUCAAGAGUUCUAAUCCAUUCCUGGUGUCCAUGUUGGCCAUCGGAAUCAUCCUCAUGUACCUUAACAAUAUCUGGUACAUGGUGUCCCCUGUUGAGUCCGUGUGCGGUAUCCAACGUUGGAUGACCAGUUUUUCAUAUUCAGUUGUCUACGCUGUCCUAGUUACCAAGACAAUCUGCGCCAGCUUCCUGGCUCGUGACGACAGCGCCACCAAGUCCAUCCUUAUAAGCUUUCCCAUGCACAUUGUGCUGUUCUGCGUGUUGCUUGGUGCUGAAGUCAUCCUUGUGACUGAAUGGCUGAUCCUCGAUGCUCCCGCCGUUGAUGCAGCCUAUGAAGUUAACCGAUUCGGAUGUGAGGUAUUUAUGGGUCAGACCUGUAACCAUGACAAUACCAGCAUCAUUGCUUCGAUGAUAUACGUGUACAUCCUCGUCUUGACGACAUUUGUCAUGUCACUCUUCUCGUCCAACCAUCUCCAAGGAAUUGCCAAGAAGGAAAACAAAUUCCACCUCCUGACCAGUCUCCUCAGUAUCUGUUUCCUUGUGGCUUGGCUCUGUUGCUACACUCUCCUCCCUCAGAACUACCAGACACCAGCUAUUCUCAUCGGAAUCACUGUUGAUGCUACUGCCAUCUUCCUCUGCAACAUCGUACCCAAGAUGAUGCUCUUCUUCAAUGGGGAUGAAGAUGACAUGUCUGAGGCAUCAGAUGUCACCGAGACCUACAAGGAAAAGUCAGGCUUCGAGAACAAAGGAAUGAACGAAUCCGAUGACCAGACCCCGCCGUAGGCAAGUGCUACCCCUCCGAACUCUUUUCGAAGGGCUAAAUCACUACAUCUCCGAGUUCCCCCUCUUAGCCACGCCAUUAUUUUUAUUUUCAAAGUACUCAUACUUCCUGCUAUUCUUACUAAUGAUCAAGGUAUUACAUAAUUAUAUAGCCUACCCAAGAAAUAUUACAACUUACAGUCUCUUUUGUAAUUUGUUUAAUAAAAUUGAGUUGUGUCGAUUAUCUCAUCGCAGGAAUUACAACAAAAUUGUGAUAGUGCUGUUAGUGAUGAUACUUAAUGUUAAAUGACCUAAAACAAUUCAUUAUGCUGAAUUUAAUCUUUAAUUUGAUUCAAUACAGAAAAACAAAAAUUCAGUAUAUAUGCGAUACACAUUAUCACCGUGUCCUUAAAAGUAUAACUAUUGAAACUGUGUUCUGAACUAACUAUCGAGAUUCGUCUUCUUAAGUAGGGUGCAUUUUAAUUCAAUGAAUUAAUAUAGUUUUACCUGUGCAAAAUUGAAUAAUUAUCUUCUAAUUUGCACUUAUCUGGUUGUUUUUUGUAUGUUCUAACAAAAUUAAUCAUGAAGAAUUUCAUUACAUGAAAGAUAGCGUGUAUAAAUUUAUUGAAGAGCGUUUGAUUCAAUGAAAAAAAACCUGCGGAAAUAUACCGUAUUGUGUAACUACUGCAUGUAACUGAUGGAAAAAAAAGCUGUAGAAUUAAGGAUUUGAAUGUUAUUAAAAAUCUACUUUUGUAAUAUGAACUUCUGAUUAUCAAAAAAUAUAUUUACCAUACAUGUAUUUCGUGUUUUUACUUUUUUUGUAAAAUGAAAUGGAAUAAUGAAAAUGCUGUAUAGAAAAUUUAUGGUGAACUUUAUACAUUUAAGAUGCGAGUACGUUUUAUGUUUGCAUUUUAGUACGACAUUAUACAUUUCACUUACCCACAUUGCAUUUAUGCUUUUCUAUAAAAAAAUACUCUUGGCGCAUAAUGUAUGCUUUCUUUAAUCAAUGAUAUUAAUUGAAUUCUUUCGCUGAGAUAAAAAGGUUUGUAAGUACAAUUAAGAGGAGAGAUUGAAGUCUUUGAAAUCACUUUUUAAACGUAUUUUCUUAUAUGUAUUAAACAUAUCACUGUGCGAUGGAUAUUGUACCAUAUUUUUGUGAAAUGUAAUAAACUUGGUGGAAGGUUGUGCUUUAAUUAUACACC
This is a messenger RNA of Lytechinus pictus (painted urchin), 6688 nucleotides long. RefSeq lists its product as uncharacterized. Lineage: Eukaryota; Metazoa; Echinodermata; Echinoidea; Temnopleuroida; Toxopneustidae. The record is from RefSeq and is a predicted model, not a curated record. Gene Ontology annotation, cellular component: plasma membrane. The transcript is spliced from 23 exons. Gene Ontology annotation, biological process: G protein-coupled glutamate receptor signaling pathway; regulation of synaptic transmission, glutamatergic. Bases 249 to 5510 code for a protein of 1753 amino acids. Gene Ontology annotation, molecular function: group II metabotropic glutamate receptor activity.